AUGAUUGCCAACUUGGGCAUGAAAUCUGUAUACCUCAAGCAAGAAAAGGUCCGAGCAAAGAUUGUAGUAAGUUGCGUUGGGAUUCUCGUCGAGCCUAACGCCUGGCCGACGAGUAUUCCCGGACGCGAGACUUUUCGAGGAGAAAUCUUCCAUUCUGCUCGAUGGCGAGAUGACACAGACUUCAGAGAAAAGGAUGUCGUCGUUGUUGGCUCAGGUUGUAGCGCCGCUCAAAUCGUUCCGUCCCUUUUCGAGGAACCUUUCAACGUAAGGUCGGUCACACAGAUUAUGAGAACUGCGCCUUGGGUCAUGCCAAGGCUGACAGAGCCAUUCGGAAAGGCGAACUAUGCCCGCUAUGCUCCGAUGGUAUUUCGAUACUUCCCGUUCUUGGGUUACCUCAUUCGUGUCUCCCUAUACUUACUUGUGGAGGUGAUCUGGCUCACGGUCUUUCAGCAAAAGAACGUCAAGUGGCGCGCCCAAAUUGAAGCCUCCACGCUUGAACGCAUGUAUAGCAUCAUACCAAAGAAAUUUCACACUACUAUGAAGCCCAACCAUAGCUACGGCUGCAAGCGUCGAGUCUUUGACAGCGCUUGGUUAAAUUCCAUGAGCAAGCCCAAAUUUGACCUCACCAAUCGGCCUCUGAAAAGUGUUAAGCCAAAUGGCGUGGUUCUUGGUACCAAUUCUGGCGACCCUGACAAGCCUGCCGAAGAUGCUCGCGUCAAUGCAGAUAUUAUUGUUCUAGCCAAUGGUUUCGAAGCUCUUCGUUGGUUUCAUCCUCUGUCCGUGUACGGCCGCAGUGGAAGAUCUAUGCACGACGUCUGGGAUGAGCGUGGAGGCCCACAGGCAUAUAUGGGAACUGCAAUGGACGGGUUCCCAAAUUUCUUCAUCGCCACUGGCCCCAACAGCGCAAAUGGGCACGCAUCGCUUAUUCUAGAGUCCGAAAAUAUCACGGAAUACAUCAUGAGGAUUGUCGAGCCCGUGCUGAAAGGAAAUGCACUCUACGUAGAGCCCAAGAAGGACGCGGAGAUCAAGUGGACAGCCGACAUCCAGCGGGAGCUGAAAAAGACCGUCUUCCCAGGGUGUACUAGCUGGUACCAAGAUGAGAGGGGCUGA
This is a messenger RNA of Letharia columbiana, 1110 nucleotides long. RefSeq lists its product as uncharacterized. Lineage: Eukaryota; Fungi; Ascomycota; Lecanoromycetes; Lecanorales; Parmeliaceae. Gene Ontology annotation, molecular function: NADP binding; N,N-dimethylaniline monooxygenase activity; flavin adenine dinucleotide binding. The record is from RefSeq and is a predicted model, not a curated record. Bases 1 to 1110 code for a protein of 369 amino acids. The transcript has a single exon.